CGCGUCGUUGUUGUGUGUGCACAAACGACGCAACUCGGUCGGUCGGUCGGUCGGUCGGUCGGUCGGCUCAUUGAAUUAUCGAGAUUCAACAAUGGCUAGCGUGGGAGUGGUAAGAGGAGCAAAAGAGGGAGUAACGAUGAUGAGGGACGGUGAGGACGAGAUGCAAUUGUUUGAGAGGAGAGACGGGGCGAGCAGAGGCCGUGUCAGACGCAUAGAGAGGCCUGACAAGGCGGAGAUGGAGGCAGAGAUCGUGAGAUUGAACGAAUCGAUCGAUGGUUACCAAGCACGUAUUCGCGAGAUCAGGGGAUUGCUAGAUGAGAAGCAAGGCAGUCGGCAGAGCACCUCUCAGGAGCUGCAAGAAGCGAGAAAUCGUCUGGCUCAGAUUGCGUGUCAGUUCAAAGCCGUGGUGGACCAGAAGAAGGCGCUCUGGGAAGAGAUCGAGAUAGCCGACGGAGCACGAGAGAACAUGAGGAAUCAAGCGAAGAGAUUGAAAGAGAAACUACCUUUUGUGUCUGUAGCGGAGAUUGAUGAGGAGAUAAAGAAGAUGGAGACGAAGAUGGGUCAUACCAGGCUGAGCGUUGCUGAGGAGAAGCGGUUGUUGAUGGACAUUCAGAACCUGAGGAAAUCCAGAAACUUCGUGGAGGAGUACUACAACGAGAGGCUGGGCAAGCGAAACAAAGAGGAAGACAAGGCUACAAGGGCCGAGUACCUAGAGAGGAUCAAUGAGAAAGACAAAUUACUUGACCAGUUGAGGGUUCAGCAGCAGAAACAACGAGAGCUUUUGGCUGCCAUCAAGGCCAGGGAGCAGUCGCAGAGUGUGGACAUACCUUCAUUGAUAGAAGAGAGAAAUGAAUUGUUCGACUUGAUUCGGCAGUCCCGGGAGCAGAUACGUCAGGUGAGGGCAGAGUUCUGGAGAAGGGAAGAAGAGUACUACCAGAGAGAAAGGGAGCUGAGGCAGCAGGUGCAGGAGGACAGAAGGAGACAGUUCUUGCUGCGAGAACAGAGGCGGAGGGAGGCGGAGCAGAGGAGAAGGGAUAGAGAGGCAGAGUUCUAUGUAGAGCCGUACACGGACGAGAUCAUUCAGUGUGACCAGCUGAUGAACUACAUGCAGAAGCUGUUGCCCCCCGAUCAUCAUCUUCAUCUUCCUCUUCAUCAUCAUCACCAUCACCAUCAUUCCACUACCGGGGCAGCAUCGGACAUUGGUAGGGCGGUCAAAUCGUCAGCAACGAGUAUGGGAACGAAUGCAACCACGACGAAGGGCGCCGUGGCAAGUCUGCCCACGACUGCUGCUACGCUGGUUGCACCUGAAGGAGCGGUGAUCAUUGGCUCUAAGAAGAACCAGGACCUGGAACUGGAUGGCUGGUUUAGUGGCGUGGGAGGCGGGAAAAAGGGAAAGAAAGGGAGGGCAGCUGCAGCAUCAGCAACACCAGCAGAUUCCCGUUUGCCUGCGGCGGCCAUCUCCAAGUCGAAGACUACUGAGAAGAUCUCCCUCUCUCUCCACGCCUUGUCUUCGUUAGAGAAGCUAUCUAUAGACCCUCCCACAACCGUCAAAGAUCUGGCAAUCGCCAUCAACAAGCUGAAGGAAAAGAGAGCCCUCUAUGAGCGAUUACAGAAGGGAGGAGUAGGAGGAGGAAGAGAAGAAGUCGUAAUAGGAGGAAGAGAAGCAGCAGCAGCCGCAGCAGCCGCAGCAGCAGCAGCAGCAGGAGGAGGAGGAGGAGGAGGAGGAGGAGGAGGAGGAGGAGGAGGAGGAGGUGGUGGUUCACCCACCAACGGUACCAGUCACACAAUGGAUGACGUCACGGAUUAUUCCUCUGAAGAUUCCAACGGCUCAGCGAGUCCGAGAUUAGCCUGGUCCAAGGGAACCGCCAGUCGUGACGAUGAGGAAGGGAAGGAUGGACACUUGUGGUUAACCGCUGACGGCGAGCUUGAGGACAACCCGGGCAACCAUCCUGUCUCGCUCACCGAUGAUUUCAGCGACUACCAGCAACGGCCCGAUGCGGACGAUGAACAAACUCCAUGCACAGUUGAGGACGACGACGUCCAACCUGACGACAACGCAGUUGAAAUGGACCCUGUCUGCAUCGAAAGGCAACAACCCGAAGUCAGAGAGGGCGAGGACGGUGUGGAGGAAGGGAUGGGGAGAGAGAAGGGGGAGAAGGGGGAAGCGGGGAGAGAGGAUGCUGAGGAGGGUGAGGAGGGUGAGGAGAAUGGAGAGACUGAGAAAGGUGAAGACAAUGCGGAAUCCGAUGCUCACGCCACGCCGAUCUGUCUAUCCUCCCCUGUUCCGAAUUAUGACGAUAACGUGGAGAUGGCGAAGACGAAGAAGGCUGAAGAAGAACUUUCCCACGGACUUUCCUCGACCCCAUGGAGUCCAUCAAGCGAACGACGAUCGUUAGAUCAUCAUGACGACGACAGCCGUCAAAACAUGGACGCUGGCGAUGCCAAGACUACCUCCAAAUCCUUCUCCUCCUCCGCCUGUUCCUUGUCGUCGUCGUCUUUGAUGAAUGGGAGUUGUAGUGCCCUCUCCGCAGACGGUUGAUGCAGUUGAGCUCUCAAAGUUGAGUUCUCUCGUCGACGUUCGUUGGGCUCUGAAAG
Molecule: messenger RNA, 2595 nt
Organism: Chara braunii
Lineage: Eukaryota; Viridiplantae; Streptophyta; Charophyceae; Charales; Characeae
Source: the annotation of a GenBank genome assembly